Molecule: messenger RNA, 9026 nt
Organism: Mus musculus (house mouse)
Lineage: Eukaryota; Metazoa; Chordata; Mammalia; Rodentia; Muridae
Gene: Rc3h2
Product: ring finger and CCCH-type zinc finger domains 2
Exons: 21
Coding region: 296-3859 (1187 amino acids)
Biological process (GO): protein polyubiquitination; B cell homeostasis; negative regulation of T-helper 17 cell differentiation
Cellular component (GO): membrane; cytoplasm; P-body
Molecular function (GO): ubiquitin protein ligase activity; double-stranded RNA binding; RNA binding
Source: RefSeq, a predicted model, not a curated record
GGAGGAGGAGGAGAAGGAGGAGGAGGAGGCGGAGGGAGGGAGGAGGAGGAGGCCCCGUCGCGGCCUUCGCCGCCGCCAACGGGGCUGUCCCUGUAGCUCCCGAUGGAGUUUGAGGCCCUGAAACCGCCGCCGAGCUCUGCCCCGGCGAGACGAGGCGCCUCCGUCGCCGAGCCGCGCCGUCGCGGGGCCCCCGGGAGCGGCCCUUAGCGACCCCGCCCGGGCCCCUCAGCUUAAAAAACACUACACAUCAAAAUAAUGAUCUGCUAGACUGCUAACCCGAGCAUCAGCUUCCACAAUGCCUGUGCAGGCAGCUCAAUGGACAGAGUUUCUGUCCUGUCCAAUCUGCUAUAAUGAAUUUGAUGAGAAUGUGCACAAACCCAUCAGUUUAGGUUGUUCACACACAGUUUGCAAGACCUGCUUGAAUAAACUUCACCGAAAAGCGUGUCCUUUUGACCAGACUGCCAUAAACACAGACAUUGAUGUGCUCCCUGUCAACUUUGCACUUCUUCAGUUAGUUGGAGCCCAGGUACCAGAUCAUCAGUCAAUAAAGUUAAGUAAUCUAGGUGAGAAUAAACACUAUGAAGUGGCAAAAAAAUGCGUAGAGGACUUGGCACUCUACUUAAAACCACUAAGUGGAGGUAAAGGUGUAGCUAGUUUGAACCAGAGUGCCCUGAGCCGUCCAAUGCAAAGGAAACUAGUUACACUUGUAAACUGUCAACUGGUGGAAGAAGAAGGUCGUGUCAGAGCUAUGCGAGCGGCCCGUUCACUAGGAGAAAGAACUGUGACAGAACUGAUACUGCAGCACCAGAACCCUCAGCAGCUGUCUGCCAACCUGUGGGCUGCUGUCAGGGCUCGAGGAUGCCAGUUUCUAGGGCCAGCUAUGCAAGAAGAAGCCUUGAAGUUGGUAUUGCUGGCAUUAGAAGAUGGUUCUGCUCUCUCUAGGAAAGUUCUAGUACUUUUUGUUGUGCAAAGACUAGAACCAAGAUUUCCUCAGGCAUCAAAAACAAGUAUUGGCCAUGUUGUGCAGCUAUUGUACCGAGCUUCUUGUUUUAAGGUUACUAAAAGGGAUGAAGACUCUUCCCUGAUGCAGCUAAAGGAGGAAUUUCGGAGUUACGAGGCACUACGCAGAGAACAUGAUGCCCAGAUUGUUCAUAUUGCCAUGGAAGCAGGACUCCGUAUUUCACCUGAGCAGUGGUCUUCACUGCUGUAUGGGGACUUGGCUCAUAAAUCACACAUGCAGUCUAUCAUUGAUAAGCUACAGUCUCCAGAAUCAUUUGCAAAGAGUGUCCAGGAAUUGACAAUUGUUUUGCAGCGAACUGGUGACCCUGCUAAUUUAAAUAGGCUGAGACCUCAUUUAGAGCUUCUUGCAAACAUAGACCCUAAUCCAGAUGCUGUUUCACCAACUUGGGAGCAACUGGAAAAUGCAAUGGUAGCUGUUAAAACAGUUGUUCAUGGUCUUGUGGACUUCAUACAAAAUUAUAGUAGAAAAGGCCAUGAGACACCUCAGCCACAGCCAAACAGCAAGUAUAAAACUAGUAUGUGCCGAGAUUUACGACAACAAGGGGGUUGUCCACGAGGAACAAAUUGUACAUUUGCCCAUUCUCAGGAAGAGCUUGAAAAGUACCGAUUAAGGAACAAAAAGAUGAGCGCGACUGUAAGAACAUUUCCUCUUCUGAAUAAAGUUGGUGUAAACAGCACUGUCACAACCACAGCCGGAAAUGUCAUUUCUGUCAUAGGAAGUACUGAAACAACUGGGAAAAUUGUUGCAAGUACAAAUGGAAUUUCAAAUACAGAAAGCAGUGUUUCUCAGCUAAUCCCACGAGGCACUGACAGUGCAGUAAGGACUUUGGAGACUGUGAAGAAAGUCGGGAAGGUUGGCACUAAUGCUCAGAAUGCUGGGCCCUCUGCAGAGUCCGUGUCUGAAAAUAAAAUUGGUUCUCCACCCAAGACUCCUGUAAGUAAUGCAGCAGCUACCUCCGCUGGGCCCUCUAAUUUUGGAACAGAGCUGAAUUCCCUGCCUCCCAAAUCCAGCCCAUUUCUAACUAGAGUUCCAGUAUAUCCUCAGCAUUCUGAAAGCAUUCAGUAUUUUCAAGAUCCAAGGACUCAGAUACCUUUUGAAGUCCCACAAUACCCACAAACAGGAUACUACCCACCACCUCCAACGGUACCAGCUGGUGUGACUCCCUGUGUUCCUCGCUUUGUGAGGUCCAGUAAUGUUCCAGAGUCCUCCCUCCCACCUGCUUCCAUGCCAUAUGCUGAUCAUUACAGUACAUUCUCCCCUCGAGAUCGAAUGAAUUCUUCUCCUUACCAACCUCCUCCUCCGCAGCAGUAUGGACCAGUUCCUCCAGUACCCUCUGGAAUGUAUGCUCCGGUGUAUGACAGCAGGCGCAUCUGGCGCCCAGCUAUGUACCAACGAGAUGACAUUAUUAGAAGCAAUUCUUUACCUCCAAUGGAUGUGAUGCACUCAUCUGUCUAUCAGACAUCUUUACGGGAAAGAUACAACUCAUUAGAUGGAUAUUAUUCAGUGGCUUGUCAGCCACCGAAUGACCCAAGGACAACUGUGCCUUUACCAAGGGAACCUUGUGGUCAUUUGAAGACCAGUUGUGAGGAACAGUUAAGAAGAAAGCCAGAUCAGUGGACACAGUAUCAUACCCAGAAAACACCUGUCUCUUCAACUCUUCCUGUGGCCACACAGUCACCAACACCACCUUCUCCUCUAUUCAGUGUAGACUUCCGAUCGGAUUUCUCUGAGAGUGUGAGUGGCGCAAAAUUUGAGGAAGACCAUCUUUCCCAUUAUUCUCCCUGGUCUUGUGGUACCAUAGGCUCUUGUAUAAAUGCCAUUGAUUCGGAGCCCAAAGACGUAAUUGCUAAUUCAAAUGCUGUAUUGAUGGACCUGGACAGUGGGGAUGUAAAGAGAAGAGUGCAUUUAUUUGAAGCUCAGAGAAGGACAAAAGAAGAAGACCCAAUUAUUCCCUUUAGUGACGGACCCAUUAUCUCAAAAUGGGGUGCAAUUUCCCGAUCCUCCCGAACAGGUUACCAUACAACAGAUCCCGUCCAGGCAACUGCUUCCCAAGGAAGUGCAACUAAGCCCAUCAGCGUAUCAGAUUAUGUCCCUUACGUGAAUGCUGUCGAUUCAAGGUGGAGUUCAUAUGGCAACGAUGCUACAUCAUCAGCACACUAUAUUGAACGGGACAGAUUCAUUGUUACUGAUUUAUCUGGUCAUAGAAAGCAUUCUAGUACCGGAGACCUUUUGAGCAUUGAACUUCAGCAGGCCAAGAGUAACUCAUUACUUCUUCAGAGGGAAGCUAAUGCUCUGGCCAUGCAACAAAAGUGGAAUUCCCUGGAUGAAGGCCGUCACCUUACUUUAAAUCUUCUAAGCAAGGAAAUUGAACUAAGAAAUGGAGAGAAUGACUACACAGAAGACACUGUAGAUACAAAGCCUGAUAGGGAUAUUGAGUUAGAGCUUUCAGCCCUUGAUACUGAUGAACCUGAUGGCCAGAGUGAACAAAUUGAAGAAAUUUUGGACAUACAACUUGGUAUCAGUUCUCAAAAUGACCAGUUGCUCAAUGGAACAGCAGUGGAAAAUGGUCAUCCAGCCCAGCAGCACCAGAAGGACCCAGGAAAGCCGAAGAGACAGAGUUUAGGUGAAGACCAUGUGAUUCUGGAGGAGCAAAAACCAAUUCUGCCGGUAACAUCUUGCUUUAGCCAGCCACGUCCAAUGUCUAUUAGCAGUGCAAGCUGCCUCCCCAUCACCACAUCUGUCAGUGUUGGCAACCUCAUUCUGAAAACUCACGUUAUGUCUGAAGAUAAAAACGACUUUUUAAAACCUAUUGCAAAUGGGAAGAUGGUUAACAGCUGAAAGGAGGCUCAGCUUUCAAAUCUGUGACCACACCAUGGAAGCAUUUACACUAGCUUUUUAUAUAUAUAAUAUAUAUUAUAUAAUGUAUAUUUUUUUUAAAAAAAAAGAUAUUACUGGGGGCAUCCAUUUCCUGUGGACUCUUUGAUACUUCAAGCCCUCUUGCAUUAGCAUUAUGAAAAAAAAGAAAAUUUACUUUACUAGGGUAAUGUUCACUUUCCAGAAAUUAUUGGAAUUUGGACAACAUUUAACUUAAGCUUCAAGCAGCUUUUUAUGAGUUUGUAGCAAUCCGGUGCAGUAACUGAGCCAUUUCCUAUUUUAAAUGGCUUCUACAGUAAAUUAACAACUCAGUUAUUAAACUAGCAGGAUCCUACAAUGAUACAUCUAGUGAAAGUAGAGUUAAUUAACUUAUUUCUAUUUUAUGUUUCACUGAGAGAAAUUUCCAUCUCAUUCCAGCUGCUUUAUUUAUCUUUUUCAUUGGACUUUGCAUGGAUUUUUCUUUCUUUCUUUUUUUGUUUUGUUUUGUUUUGUUUUUCCUUUUCUUUUCUGUCUUUUUUUUUUUUUUUUGAGAGUGGAGUUAGAUGUUCUUACCAUAGAGUUUUACAGGGUUAUAAUAGCUUUCUUUACUGCAUUAUAUGUAGAAGUGUAGUGCAGUGCUUUUAUCUGUAGCAUUUAAUUUUUUAAUUUUCCAUUUUUCAAGAAUAGUUUCUGCUUUGUUAAUAUUUAUACACAGGCUACUUGUUGAAGUAAUUAAUUAAAAAUAUAACCAAGUGCCUAAGUCUUUCAGCUGAUGUACUAGAUAUUAAAUUCUCCUAAGUUAUGCAGAAUCGUUUUUACAAUUUUGAUAAAUUAUGCACUAAUGUAAUGGCAAUUUUUUAAAAUGCAGAUUUAAGCCUGUACAUUAUUGAAUCUGAUGACUUGGCAAAAGAAUCAGGUGCUUUCAGCUUUCUUGAGAAAACCCUGUAUGUAGCGUUUGCACUGACUAACAAGAUGGUAUUGCUGGGUCUUUAAUUUAAAGAAAUUAAUUUGGGUGUUCAUUGCAUUAUUUAGUUAGAUAUUGUUUAUUGUUACUUCAUGUUGGGUUUAAUUUUCUUGUUUUCUGACUGUUAGGUUGAUAAGACUUUGAACCAUGUAGUAGUAGAACAUUGGCUAACAUUACCCAUACUUAAAAACAUGAAUAAUUUCUGCCCUGCCAUAAUGUGACUGAAAUUUUCACUUGGCAUCUGAAAGUAUGCAGUAUGUUCAACCAGCUCUGCCCCAGAUUUGUGGGUAGUAGUUUAUUGAAGCUUAAAUUUCAGUCAAUAUUUAAAAACAAAAGCAGGGCAUGCCUUUCUGGUAGUAAUCUAAUAGUUUAUCUUUUUGUUUUUCUUCCAUUUCUUUAAGAUUAGUUUGACUUUUAUUAUUUUUUAAUUAACUUCUGUGAAGUUGUUUACUCUGAAAAUUGUACUGGAAUAUUUUAAGCCAAGCUGAUCUUUCACCAGGUGUACUGUAUGUAAGGGCUUCUCCUGCUAGCAAGAUGCUUAAACAGGAUCAUGUUAUUGGUCGUCUGAGCUAUUUAGUUAUUUUACAAAAACCACAGCAUUGUAUCAGAGAAGAUUUUGAUAAAAGUUUUGUGCACAUUUCCAGGGGUGGGAGGGUUAACAUUUCCCUGAAAUUUCUUGAUUGGAAUGAGUAAAUACUGGUGUUUGAUACCUGUCUUAAUGAACAUGCUCAUAAGGUGACUGAUACGUUGUAAAUAAUACCUGAGAAACAAAGGGGUAGUUUUGAUAUUCUGGUGUCAGUAUGGAAGAUCUUACACAUUUAUUUAAUACUCAAGUGUAUGAAGAUGUUUGUUUAUAACAUAACAGCACAGUAGCCUUGACUUAGUUUUAUUUGGUUAGUACUGUACCUUUUUGCCAUGGCCAGUGCUCCCCAUCCCUACAAAGACAUUUUAUUUAUUUUACUCUGUAACCUGAAAUGAAGAGGAACAAGAGUUUUAAACCAUGUUACAUUAACUUAUUUCUGACAUUAUAAAUUAGCCUAGGAUAUUACAGGAACAUGAUUGUUAUAUAAUUUAUAUCAGAACCUUUCUAUAAAUAUGAGCUUAUUACAUUUGAAAUGUUUCCAAUGUAUUUUUCUUUUCCUUCUCUUCUCUUCUCUUCUCUUCUCUCUUCUCUCUUCUCUCUUCUCUCUUCUCUCUUCUUUUCUUUUCUUUUCUUUUCUUUUCUUUUCUUUUCUUUUCUUUUCUUUUCUUUUCUUUCUGUUUGUAAUUCCAAAAAGGUUAUGUAAACCAGUCUGUCUAUUUCAUGGAUAUUUAAUAGUGAGAUCUUCCAUGUUGAAGGUAAUGUAUUUUUUUUUAAGAUUUUAAAAUUGCUAUUUUGUUACAAAAUAGAGACCUAUUAACAGUUGAGAGCUCCUUAUGUGCCCUCAGGGAAAGAACCCUCUGUGCAGCAGAGCUACACGAACAUCUUCAGCACUUUCUGAGGGUGAUUAUAUACUACAUAAAUUGAUCUUGUGUAUUUAACCUUAUCUUUUUAAUUUUAAAGUUGAAAUUUUGAAACGUGGUUGUGCUCUUCUGGAGGGGUUGGGAUGCUUAGGUGUUUGCCUACUUGUUCAGUAAACUGCAUUUCAUCAGUGUAUGUGUACACCUGCCAACCUUAUUGGUGUGUCUCAAACAUUUAUAGGAAAAUAGUGCUUGUCUUGCAGCAGAUGAUCCCAUAAAACAAUAACUUCUAAUUCUUAAAUGUUUACUCUUUCUCACUAACAACACAGGAAUUGUUUCUGUGUUCACAUUAUUCUGUAUUGCAUUUUUUAUGUGGUGACAGCUUACUGUAUGUUUUAGUGGGUAUAAUUUGAAAUAAGGCUAUUGGAUCUCUGCCACUUAAGAAGAAAGAACAGUUCAUCUGACCUUUCUUCAAAAUGAUACCUGCUGAUGUCACAGAGGAAAAUAGUACAAACAGACCUAGAAUGUGUUUUUUUUUAAUUGGGGCAAUCAUCACUUUGACCCUUUAUCAAGAUGACAUGAUGAACACAUUUGGAAUCAGAGGCUACAAAACAAUAGAAGAGAAACUUUGUAAUGUCGGUAUCUAAAAUGCUUGUAAAGCCUAUGGGUCUAAUCAGGAAUCAGUAGUAUGAAGUCUGAAAAAAAGCAGGGAAAUGGUGUAGGUUUCCUUAUAUUUUUUACCUGUCAGUUUUCGGAGUCCCAAUUCCUAGUCUGUGUGCUGCAUUCAGAUGCUGUGAAUAUAUCAUUAGUUUUGUGUGGGCUUCUUUUAUUUUAUGAAUUCUAAGAGUUCUGUGUAUAUUUCUUCUAGUUGGUACCUACACAAAUUAGAUUUCUCUUGCUUUUGCCACUAUGACUUAUUUCAGUGCCAUGCAACGAGUCAGUGUAUGUAGGGACAGGGACAUUGUACAUUGUAAUUUUCAAGAAAAGGUAUCUCUUAAGGCCCGUGGCACUGAUUCUGCUUUCAUAGCUACUUACUCUACUAAGAGAAUUCAAUGAAACUUCAUUUAAAAACUAAAAUUUCCCAUUGGUAUGGAUCGUAGUCACUUUGACCCAGAUUUCAAGUUGAUGCUAAGUUUACAAAGCACAUCCUGAUUUUAUAUACAGAAGAUUACAGAAUGCAAUGAUUUGUAGGACCUUUGAGUGGGAUCAUUUAACUAUUUGAAAAAAUUGUUUAAAAACCAUCUACCCUAUUUUUGCAUUUUAGAUGUGUUAAAGCCCAUGUUGUCUUUUUAGCCAGGGAUAGAACUUGUAACAUCCAGAUUCAGUAUGUUAGUUGUAAAUCUGAGUAUUUCUUCCCUUGCAUCUUUGAGUCAUUUUCUAAGCAGACUGUCACCAAUAUUGGUAAUUAAUCAUUAAAGAGAAAAGUUGCAUUGCAGCUAUAUAUUAGUGUCUUAGAACUGUUCUUUUGUUUUAGUGAAUAAAGAGUACCAAUGGGAUCACUUACUGUUAACUCCUUCUACUGAAGGGCCCCUUCUGCAAGCAGAACACAAAUGAACAUGCUCAAGGAGUAUCCCGUUUUCUAGAGAUUAAGUUUGCUAGUAACUCCUUUACACUAGCUAUUUCUUUGUAUCCCUUUGCUGGCAAGGGAGUACAAGGAGUCAAACCACAGAUCAGAACACCCCACAUUUGAGUGGAGACUUAUUUUUACUCUAAGGGGAGUUAUUCCCCCAAGUCUGAAACUGGCAAUUAUUUUUUUUUCUCUUACAUAAAAAUUUAAAAAUAUCCCCCAAACCAGUGGAAAACAGACACUGGCUGCACUUAGUACUGCCAAGAGCCAAGGUCAUUUGCACAUAUUCCAUCAACCUGUCAAAAAUUAGGCCUCACUUUAUAACCCAAGGCAUGGAAGUGCAUGCAUUCUCUUAGCUGGGCAAGCAAUUAUACUGUAGUUGUGAUACAACACAUGUGGCUUUUAUUUGUACUGCACAUACCCACUGUACAGCCACUUGGGAGUAUCGUGGUUAGCUUGCAGCAACUGCCGUCUGCAUUUAUACUGUUUAUUGCAUAUUCUUUUCCCUGGAAGUGAAAGAGAAAUGUUUUUCUUGUUGCAUUGAUUACAUUUUAUAAAUUUGCUUAGCUGGAAAGUUUGGGAAAAGAGGCCUGUUUGUCAAUUGUACAACCGAUUGUGAAGCUUAGUGUGAAUAUUUUUACGUCUGUAUUAGACAUUUUCUUUGCAAAUCUAUUGUUCGAUUGAAAUGUAAAUGAAAUUAAAGAUGGUGUACACCCAUCAUGUAAAACGCAGGCACCAUCUCUAAGAUGGAUUUAAUGCUCAUUUUUAAGGCAUAUACUCAGCUUCUAUUUAAAACUAUAAAAUAAUUCUGUACAAUGAAAUGGGGAAUAUAUAUGGGAAUAAAUUCUAUUCCAUUUAUUUCAAUUUGAAUUUCCAAAUUGUAAUGUUUCCCUUUGUGCUAUAGGAAUAGGAUUAAAUGGGGGAAGGCUAGGACUUAUAAGGCCUGUAUAUGGGGGGAGGGCAGAGAUGGAACAAUGAGGGUUGUGAUGAUAGUGAAUAGCAAAGAGUGAAUUCUGUGUGUUUUUGCUGUAGCACUGAAGUGAAGAGAUAUUAGCUUUGGCUGUUCACAAAAUAGAGCAUCAUGAUUUUCAGUGUUUGAGAGAAAAUUGAUGGAAAAAGUUUGCAGUACUUGACAUGUAUUUGCAUGCACAAAAUAAAAUUAUUUGUCCACCUUAAAAGUU